Galdieria sulphuraria is the source of this 2186-nucleotide messenger RNA. RefSeq names its product leukotriene-A4 hydrolase. Gene Ontology annotation, cellular component: cytosol. Gene Ontology annotation, biological process: proteolysis. Bases 129 to 2150 code for a protein of 673 amino acids. Gene Ontology annotation, molecular function: zinc ion binding; metallopeptidase activity. The record is from RefSeq and is a predicted model, not a curated record. The transcript is spliced from 4 exons. NCBI's taxonomy places the organism in Eukaryota, Rhodophyta, Bangiophyceae, Galdieriales, Galdieriaceae.
GUGUCGACGUGUCUUUGACGUGGCUCAUUUAAUCAAUCAACGUUGGUGAUGCAGAAUAUUCUUUGGGAAUUUGAAAGUUUUUGACUUUUGACCUAUUCUAAUUCUGUUUUCCAAUUUGUCAAGAAUCCAUGUCAAAAAGGAGGCUAGUAAGUCCACCGAGUGACUUCCAUGAUCCCUCGACAUAUUCCAAUCCAAACAUAUACUUCACUCGUCAUCUCUCCCUCGAGUUAGAUAUCAAUCCCUUUCAAAAAGUUAUCAAAGGCAUCGCGACAAUAGAAGUAGAAAUUCUUCAAGUAGAACAGGAUCCUUAUCUUGUAUUAGACAUACGAGGUCUUGAAAUAGCGCAGGUACAAGAUCCGAAAACAGGAAAGGGUUACUCGUACCAAAUAGAGCAUGGACUGCUAGGCAGUGCGUUGAAAGUCAGCCUUCGAGGGUUUUCCUUCCCUGAUCAGACUGUUCGGGUCCGAAUCUCAUAUAAGACUCAAGGUGAGGGUGGUGGCCAUCCUGUUGGAGGAGCUUGUGGAUGGUUAAGUCCGGAACAAACUGCAGGAGGGAAAUUGCCUUACUUGUUUACCCAAAGUCAGACUAUUCACGCGCGUUCCAUUUUUCCUUGUCAAGAUACGCCAAGUGCCAAAACUCCUUUUACAGCAACUAUUUCAGUUCCAGUGGAAUUUCGUGCUGUUAUGAGCGGCAUACUUAUAGAAGAACGCCGCAAACAAAUGAGAAAUGACGGAUCCACGUAUAAUUUAUUCAUAUUUGAGCAAAAAAUUCCGGUAGCAUCGUAUCUCAUUUCCAUUGCAGUUGGUGAGCUAGAGUCUCAGGAACUCUCCGAACGAUGUCGAGUAUGGACGGAACCGGCUAUGGUUGAAGCUGCGUGUUUUGAGUUUGGACAAACUGAACAAUUUGUGAAAGCUGUAGAGUCCGUCUGUGGUGCAUAUGCAUGGUCUCGCUACGACAUUCUCUGUUUGCCGCCUUCCUUUCCCUUUGGGCAAAAACUUACGGUUCGUAGGGCAAUGGAAAAUCCCUGCCUUACUUUUGUAACCCCAACCCUUCUUGCCGGAGACCGUUCUCUCGUUUCAGUCAUAGUUCAUGAGAUUGUUCACUGCUGGUCAGGAAAUCUUGUGACAUGUUGCAACUGGCAAGACUUUUGGUUAAAUGAAGGAAUAUCUCUCUUUCUUGCACGUAAGAUUACUUCAAAGAUUCGUCACAAGGACAGUAGAUUGAAUGGGACUCUGGAGUCCUUUUUUGGUCUUGAAACUUAUCUCGGAAGAGUCUCUCUAAAGCAAGCUUUGGAGUCAUUGGGAAAGGAACACGCUUAUACUCGCCUAGUUCCUGACCUUUCGGACGGAGUAGACCCCGAUGACGCUUUUGGACCGAGUCCUUACGAGAAGGGCUUUAACCUGCUUUUGAAGCUCGAAAGACUAGUAGGAGAAGACAAGUUUCUUCGCUUCUUGCGUUCCUUUUUCGAACGUUUUCAGUUUCAAAGUGUUUCCACUACAAAUUUUAUUGCCUAUUUUUCUGAAUAUUUUGCCGCCAAUAUAUCGAAACCCGAGUUUGAUAGUUUUGGUCGCCUUGUCUUUAAAGGUUUUGACUGGGACAAGUGGCUGUACUCUACAGGUGACCCUCCAGAAUAUCCAGAAGUGGACCUUAGUCUAGUUCAUGCUGCCCAGGCUUUGGCAAAACGCUGUAUUGAAACAGAGGCGAAAGCGCUGACUGCUUAUGAUGUUGAAGGAUGGGACUCGAGCCAAGUAAGUACCGCAUUUGCAUCUUUUGAAUUUAGAAUAAAUAAUUUUAUAUUGCAGAUGAUAGUAUUCCUUGACUCUCUUCUUUCGCAAGGUAACUGUUCUCUUGAUUUAGUUAAGCGAUUAGAUAUGCAGUUACGCCUGAAUCAUGGACCCAAAGGAAAGAAUGCGGAGAUUCGUUUAUUAUGGCUGAAACUUUCGUUGAGAGCACAUUAUGAACCAGCAGUUGAGAAUGCGAUUGAGUUUGUAACAACUCAAGGCCGAAUGAAAUACUUACGUCCAAUCUAUAAGGAACUUCAUUCUGAGUUUCCAAAAGGUUCCUUGGCUGUAAAUACUUUCACGAAGAAUAGAAAAAAAUACCACAACAUUGCCUCCAAGUUGUUAGCAAAAGACUUUGGACUGGAGUAAGGCAAAAAAUGGAAAAUUUCCUUUUCAUUAUUGUCG